AUGGAGUUGCAAGAUAUGCCCCAUUUCUUAAAAUUUAGCGCAGGGAAUGAACAAAUGAUGAAGCGCAUUUGGUGUUUAGUAAAACACAGGCAUCAAACCUUGAAGAUUGUUUUCAUACUAACGACUAUGAUGUUAACGACCUUUAGUCGCAUUCUGUUGUUUACUUUUGCAAUGAACUUCCAUAAACAAAACUCAUGUCUCUUUAUUAUAUCUGAUGCAGUCUUAAUGACGGUAGUGUGCUUUAUAUAUCUUUGCCUCCUUUCGCUAAUCAAUCGGACCUUCUUCAUUAAUUAUGAUAGCUUGGCGAAUCAAUCGGAUUUCAACUAG
Schizosaccharomyces osmophilus is the source of this 327-nucleotide messenger RNA. RefSeq lists its product as uncharacterized. The record is from RefSeq and is a predicted model, not a curated record. Bases 1 to 327 code for a protein of 108 amino acids. NCBI's taxonomy places the organism in Eukaryota, Fungi, Ascomycota, Schizosaccharomycetes, Schizosaccharomycetales, Schizosaccharomycetaceae. The transcript has a single exon.